AUGUCUCUUCCAGACAAGAUAAUCCGCACUCUCAAACAGAUGGACAGGCCUUCAGAGUUCCAGAUAUAUAGAGACAUUCUUGCAGAAAAGCCAAAGCUUCCACCCGUAGAAUGGCAUGAUCUAUGUAAGCUCGUCAAAACAAGCAAAGUAUAUAACAUCCUGAGGAUGGACUUAUCCAGAAAGGAGGCUGAAGUUCUUGGAGGUGCAUUGAAGAAGGUCUCAUUGAACCAUGUGGACGACAUGGUAGAUAUCCUGGUCAAGAAGAAUGAUAAAAACACUCCUAUACUUCUAAGGUAUCUACUUGAGAAGAAGAAAAAGAUAUCCAUAGAUGCAGUCCAGAGGUAUUUCUGUGAAGAGAUAAAACGCCCAAUCACUUCGAAACAUCUCAAGUUACUUCUUGUGAUGUGCAGGAACUAUCCUUCAUCCAUAAGUCCUGCGAUCCUUGAUUUUUGCAGAUCUAACGGACAUCCCAUUUGUAGGGAAGUUUUGGAAUCAGCCAUGGAUGUUAUUGAAUAG
Encephalitozoon romaleae SJ-2008 is the source of this 516-nucleotide messenger RNA. RefSeq lists its product as hypothetical. The record is from RefSeq and is a predicted model, not a curated record. NCBI's taxonomy places the organism in Eukaryota, Fungi, Microsporidia, Unikaryonidae. The coding region runs from base 1 to 516 and encodes 171 amino acids. The transcript has a single exon.